AUUUUUAGCUACAAGUUUGCAAAUUGGAUCGCAAACGUUUCUAAUUUGCGUGUAAAAAAAUCCCCCGCAGUUAAUUUUAAACAAUGAAUCUAACCGAUAAACCUGAAACUAACUGACAUGGCUUUCCUCGAUAAAUUGAAAAAUUUUAAGAUUUUCGGAUACGAUGAUAGGCGCAAGACAACAAGAUUUUUGAAACACGUCACCUACAGCAGAAAUCCGAACGACUGCUGGCAGAUCGUCAAAGAGAUAGGUGAUGGGGCCUUUGGAAAAGUUUUUCUGACAAAAAAUGUCAGAACUCAAGAAGAGUCAGCUCUGAAGCAAGUGGCAAUAAUGGAUGACAACUCGAUUGAUGAUCAUUCUGUCGAAAUAAAUAUUUUAUCUGAGAUAAAACACCCCAGCAUUGUUCAUCUUAAAGAAACUUAUUUCUUUGAUGAUAAACUCUGGAUGUAUCUAGAAUACUGUAGUGCUGGUGCUCUGGACGCCAUAAUGUUGAACUUGGAGAAACCAUUAACAGAGCCACAGAUAAGCUGUGUAUGUGCUGAUGUAUGCAAAGGCUUGGAGUGCUUACAUGAUAACUUCGUCAUUCACAGAGAUCUGAAGGCAAGCAACCUUCUGCUGACAGCCGAUGGAAGAAUUAAAAUUGCCGAUUUUGGUGUGUCAGCCAAGAAUGAGAGUGCCAAAAAAAUGAGAGACUCAUUUAUAGGAACACCUUAUUGGCUAAUGCUGAUGGCUCCAGAAGUUAUGAGAUGUGAGACAUUAAAAGAUGUGCCGUACGGUUAUAAAGCUGAUGUCUGGUCAUUAGGUAUUACUUUGAUAGAAUGCGCGGAAAUGCACCCACCGUACCACGAUAUGCACCCGAUGCGAGUACUCAUCAAAAUAGCCAAGUCCGACCCACCGACUCUUAAGAAACCGUCUGAAUGGUCUAGAUUCAAUGACUUUCUAGCCAAAUGUCUUGUAAAGGAUCCAGAUUACAGGUCGUCAUCAUUUCAACUGGUGCAACAUCCUUUCAUCUCGACCACGAACGACUGGAGUCCAAUGAGGCAGCUGUUGGCGGAAAUUAAUGCAGAAGUUACGGAGGAAGUUAGAGAAGAGCCAGAUGAAACGAGUCUUGACGUAUGUUUGUGCGUGUGUGUGUGUGUGCGUGCGUGA
Helobdella robusta is the source of this 1149-nucleotide messenger RNA. RefSeq lists its product as hypothetical. The transcript has 10 exons. The record is from RefSeq and is a predicted model, not a curated record. Bases 118 to 1149 code for a protein of 343 amino acids. NCBI's taxonomy places the organism in Eukaryota, Metazoa, Annelida, Clitellata, Rhynchobdellida, Glossiphoniidae. Gene Ontology annotation, biological process: protein phosphorylation. Gene Ontology annotation, molecular function: protein kinase activity; ATP binding.